GCCGGACUUCAGAGACCUCGGCUGAGAAGCGGCUCCCGCUUCCGCGGAUCUGCGGUGGAGUGUCCCGAGCGGGCCCCGCCGCUUCAGGGGUGAAGACGACAGCGACGGCCCUGCGGGCUGGAAGGACGCAGGAGGCUGGGCUGCAACUUUGGGAUGCCUUGGGAGCCCAGUCCACCAGGAGGAAAAUGCGUCCUGUGUUGGGGUCCUGACACCUGCAGAUGGGGCUUUGCCAUGAUUUCUUCUGGAUGUUUCUGUAAGGAGAUUGUUUCUGUAGAGAAAUGCCACUUCAGCAUCAUAUACACAGUCAUAAAAUUCAUAUCAAGAAAUGGGAGCAGCCAGUCUUCCCUGGAACCUGAGGCAAAGAGGAAAAAGUCACACCCUAGGAAUGCAGUGGUGUCCUUUGAAAGAAGAGGAUGCCAUUCCCCGUGUGAGGGCAAUGGAAGCUCAUGGGGGACGACCACCGGAUCCAGAGGGAGAGCGACCAGGAGAGGAUACCAGCGUGAGACAGCGGAGCGGUCGGCCUCCUGAUGUUGGCGGUGCUGAAUGUGUAGAUAACACAGAUGGCAAAUUGCUAAGACAACUGCAAGCUCAAGAAAAAGCCCAACAAGCAGCACAAAUAAAGCUUUUGAGAAAACUCCAAAAGCAGGAACAGGCUCACAUUGCCAAAGAAGCUAAAAAACAACAAGCAAUAAUGGCUGCUGAGGAGAAGCGACAGCAAAAAGAGCAGAUAAAGAUUAUGAAACAACAGGAAAGAAUUAAGAGAAUACAACAAAUCAGAAUGGAAAAAGAACUUCGAGCCCAGCAAAUUCUAGAGGAAAGAAUUAAGAGAAUACAACGAAUCAGAAUGGAAAAGGAACUUCGAGCCCAGCAAAUUCUAGAGGCUAAGAGGAUAAAGAAGGAAGAAGCUACAAAAGCCAAAUUUUUGGAGGCUGAGAAACGAAAAAGGAUAAAGAAGGAAGAAGCUGCAAAAGCUAAAUUUUUGGAGGCUGAGAAACGAAAACAGGAAAAAGAACGGUCGAAGCAAGAAAAACGUGAUGAGAAACGAUUAAAGAAAGAGCUUAAACUAGAGCAACGAAGAUUAGAAUUAGAAAUUGCAAAAGAACUAAAGAAGCCUAAUGAAGACAUGUGCUUAGCAGACCAAAAGCCUUUGCCAGAGUUGCCUCGUAUUCCAGGACUUGUCCUCUCUGGAAGUACAUUUUCAAACUGUCUCAUUGUGGUGCAGUUCUUACGAGUCUUCGGUAAAGCUUUAGGCUUUAAUGGGAAUACUGAUGUUCCAGACCUGAGUAUUCUUCAAGAGGGAUUGCUGAAUCUAGGGGACAGCAUGGCUGAGGUACAAGACCUGCUUGUGAGGCUCCUGUCAGCUGCUGUGUGUGAUCCAGGUCUAAUUACAGGAUACAAGGCCGAAACAGCUCUUGGAGAACAUUUGCUGAAUGUUGGUAUGAAUCGAGACAAUGUUUCCGAGAUCUUGCAGAUCUUUAUGGAGGCCCGUUGUGGACAGACUGAGCUCACCGAAAGCCUGAGGACCAAGGCUUUCCAGGCCCACACUCCGGCCCAGAAAGCCUCGGCGCUGGCCUUCCUGAUCAGUGAGCUGGCGUGCAGCAGGAGGGUGGUGAGUGAAAUUGACAAGAACACUGAUUAUAUGUCAAACUUGAGGAGAGAUAAAUGGAUGGUAGAAGGUAAACUCCGCAAGCUCCGAAUCAUUUAUGCUAAGAAAGCAGGCAAGAGAGACACUUCAGGUGGCAUCGAUCUUGGAGAAGAGCAGCACGCGUCGGCCACCCCCACAGCAGGAUGCAAGCGAAGAAGGAAGGGCGGCGACAGUGACGCUGAUGGCAACGAGGAGGAGGAGGAGGAGGAAGACAAGGAAGACAGAAAAGGAAAGAAAACCGAUGUCUGUGAAGAUGAGGAUGAAGGUGACCAAGCAGCAAGUGUUGAAGAGCUAGAAAGACAGAUUGAAAAGCUGAGUAAACAACAGAGUCAGUACAGAAGGGAGCUCUUCGAUGCGUCUCACUCUUUACGUUCAGUGAUGUUUGGCCAGGAUCGUUACAGACGUCGGUAUUGGAUUUUUCCCCAGUGUGGGGGGAUUUUUGUAGAAGGCAUGGAGAGCGCUGCAGGGCUGAAAGAAAUGGCAAAAGAAAGGAAAAAACGAAAAAAAGCAGAAAGCAUCCAGACCAAAGAAAUAUUUGAUACUUCUGACGACCCUUUAAAUUGUUCAAAUCCGGAUCAUUGUGAGCAAAAGGAAGAUCCUAACGAAAAAGAUAACACAAAUCUAAUUCUUCAGAAUCCUGGCUCUUUUUCCAAAUUAAGCAAGCUUUUAGAAGUAGCUAAGGUGCCUCCUGAGUCAGAUGUAACGACCCCCAAACCAAAGAGCGGUGCAGAUGGGUGCGCACUGCCUCACCAGAACCGUGGGAGACACUCACCGGGCAGCAUGCAGCCAACGGUGACACAGAACGGCGUGGAAGAGACAGACUCGAAUCUGGUCAGUACCGGUUCAGGUGGUGCAGGCAAGGUCUACAGUCCUCUCCCCAGGGACCAGUUGUUACUGCCAAGAACACCUUGGGAGGACGCUUCCCUUACCCAAGCCGAUGCGCCAGCUGCUUCUUCACCAACUCCUCGGGCCCAGCCGCCCUCUAAGUCACCUGCAGCUCUUGAAGUAGCCAAACCAGUAGAUUAUCCUAGUCCAAAGCCUAUUCCAGAAGAAAUGCAGUUUGGCUGGUGGAGCAUUACUGACCCAGAGGAUUUAAAAGCUUUGCUCAAAGUGCUACAUCCCAGAGGCAUAAGAGAAAAGGCAUUACAAAAACAAAUUCAGAAACACCUGGAUUACAUCACUCAAGCCUGCAUCGAGAAUAAGGAUGGUGGGCACCUAAAAGAGAUUUAUUUCUGCUCUCUUGCUUACUGCCUUGCUUAUUCACAAGUGAAUUUGUGUGUGUUAAAUGUACUUGUACGUGGUGCCCCUGGAAUUUCAUUCACAUUCUGGAAGAAAUCAUUGAGAGAUAAAGUGGAUUUUAAAAUAAAUUUCCUUUCAAAUAUAGUUACCAUUAUUGAAUUAAAUGAAAAUGAAGAAAACCCGGUAACUCGAGAUAUUGUGGAGAACUGGUCAGUAGAAGAACAAGCAAUGGAAGUGGAUUUGAGGAUUCUUCAACAGGUAGAAGAUCUGGAAAGGAGAGUCGCAUCAGCAAGUUUGCAAGUAAAGGGUUGGAUGUGUCCAGAACCGGCAUCAGAAAGGGAGGACUUGGUCUAUUUUGAACAUAAGUCAUUUUCUAACUUGUGCAAGGAGCACGAUGGAGAAUUUACUGACGAAGAAGAAAGCAGUGCGCAUGCACUAGAGCGGAAGAGCGACAACCCCCUAGAUAUAGCUGUAAGCAGGCUGUCUGAGUUGGAGCGAAACAUUGAAAGGAGGUAUCUGAAGAGCCCCUUAAGUACCACCAUUCAGAUCAAACUGGAUAAUGUGGGCACAGUUACUGGCCCUGCUCCUGCACCAUCCACUAGUGGUGAUGAUGACGGAAUUGAAGAGGAUAUUGUUCCCGGUCUCAGGGUGUGGCGAUGGGCAUUAUCAGAAGCUCGCAGUGCUGCCCAGGUGGCUCUGUGCAUUCAGCAGUUACAGAAAUCCAUAGCAUGGGAAAAAUCCAUUAUGAAAGCUGCAAGUUCACUGAAAAGGGGCCGCAAAAACAGAAAAAGGAAAAUAGAGGAAAACACCUGCGGUACUGGAGUAAAACAAGAACGCUGUACUCGUGGAAAGAAACUGAAACAGGACAACUCUGACCCGACUCUUGGCAGCCUUACUAAAAUGCAAACUCGUCUCAAUAAAGACAUGAAAAAAAGAAAAAUAGAAGAAAACACCUUCACUAACUUACCAAACCAGGAAAGCUUUAAUUCUGUAAAGAAAAGGAAGCAAGACCACUCUGACCUGACUCUUUCCAGUACCCUUACUGAAAUGGACAGUCAUGAAGAUGCACGGCCUUUUGUAGAACUGCCGGAGUGCAGCACACGGAGUCGUCUGCGUUUCCGCCUCAGGGAUGGAAGACACGUUUUUAUUAAAAGUGCGUAAGCAGCUUUAUAAUAACAUGUCUGAUAUCUGGGGGUCUCGUCAACAAGAAAUAAAGUGGUUAAACACACACACAGAGCAGUCUUUCAAGAAUGAUCAUUUUCUUUUAAACAAAUACAAUAUCCCUGAAAAAAGGAAAGCGUGGUGUGCAUAUUGGCUACUUUGGGCUGGUGUUUUCAUCACUGGUGGUACAUACUCAGCAGGAGCAGCUGGGCAGGAAGUAGUGGGCAUGGUAUGAAAAUGGCAGUUGGUCCAGUACUAAUUGUCACUGUACGUGUGGGUAUCAUUUGUUCUGUGACUGACUUGCACUCGAGGUGCCCUAGGGUGAGUGUAUCCUCAAGCCCCUGGCACGGUUCUCCUCAAAUAACCAAAGUCCUCCUAAGCCUCUGCUGCCACCCAACUACAGGUAUCCACAGCAUACUUUCAUUCGGAUGCACGAGGCCUUCGCCGUAACCGUCAUCAUUUCUGUCCUGGUUGCUCUGUAGAUUAUAGAUCCCGGGCCUACCCGCAAGUUUGUAUUUCGAUUGCCAUUCAAGUGGUAAUCAAUGAAUGAUAACCAAUGAGUGCUCUACUGUUAAACCCAGGGUAUCAUCAAUUUGAAAUAAUAUGUAGAGAAUAAAGUAAUGUUUAUUUAGUUGUUAACCAUAGUGCAAAUCAAGUGAAAGUUAUGUGUGGGUAUGGGGAUAUCUUGAACUCAGAAGAAUUAAGUUAUCAUAAAUGCACAGUGAUCUCUUUUCCUGGUUUCAACCUCAAAAUGAAAUUUGUUAAAAGCACUAAUUUUAAAAUGAGGGUAUCUAAUCUGCCUUUGGUACCUUAUGCACCCCCUCUGUUCUCCUUUUUCCAUUUCUUCCACCCCCAAUACCUUUUCAAAAUAUUUAAAAUCCUAUUCAUUUAGCCUCUCAUUAAACACAUCCUCAACAAGGAAAUCUGAUAUCAAUCAUUUACUCCUUAUUGUAAGUUUUCUUUGUGGGCUUCUUUCAACGUUAUUUUUAUCUUAAGUAUUUCCAUUUAAGAAAUGAAAGAAGUUUGUGUUGUUAAAAUAAUUCAAUUUCAACUGGAAGUUAAGGGAGGUAUUUUAAGAGAAUCAAAAUUUUCCUUCCAGAGAAAUAUGACUGUCAUACAACACAGGGAAACUAGUAGAGCCUUAUCUACUAGGAAUUUCACUUCAAUAAGAUCUCUUAGGCU
This is a messenger RNA of Manis pentadactyla (Chinese pangolin), 5227 nucleotides long. Its product is annotated as bromodomain adjacent to zinc finger domain protein 2B-like. NCBI's taxonomy places the organism in Eukaryota, Metazoa, Chordata, Mammalia, Pholidota, Manidae. Bases 326 to 4045 code for a protein of 1239 amino acids. The record is from RefSeq and is a predicted model, not a curated record. The transcript is spliced from 25 exons.